AUGAUGGAAACAGAAAAUUCCUCAUCGGGCGUCAAUGCCAAUAAUUUAGGCUCAUUACCAGAUUUUUCGAAACCUCCGCCUGGCAUGGAUCAAGCUUUUACUUCCUCGAAUAUUAAUUUAACUCCGAAUCGUUUACAAGCUUCGAUUCAAAACCAAAAUCAAAAGUUUCGACAACCUUUUCGACCACAGCACAACAAUAACAUGUUGAACAGCCUUCCCGAUGAUUUCGAUGGAAAACGUCUUCGUAAAUCUACUAUGAGAAAAACUGUUGAUUACAAUGCAGCCAUAAUAAAAGUUUUGCAAAAUAGGGUUUGGCAAAGAGAUUACAGAGACAGAAAAGCAUUGCAACCUGAUGUUUUAUAUUUACCUGAAGUAUUACCUCCUCCUGGUUAUAAAGAUAAUCCAAUUAAUGCUGUGACUACAAAGUUUGUGAAAACGGCAACUAAUAAAAUGAGAUGUCCAAUAUUUUGUAUGGCUUGGACACCCGAAGGUAGAAGAUUAGUCACAGGAGCCUCAAGUGGAGAAUUCACAUUAUGGAAUGGUUUAACAUUUAAUUUUGAAACAAUAUUACAGGCCCAUGAUAGUCCGGUUCGAUCGAUGGUUUGGUCAAAUAAUGAUGCCUGGAUGAUAACAGGAGAUCAUGCUGGUUAUUGUAAAUAUUGGCAAUCGAAUAUGAAUAAUGUUAAGAUGUUUCAAGCUCAUAAAGAAGCAAUUCGAGGCCUCAGCUUCAGUCCAACGGAUCAAAAGAUGGUGUCCUGUUCUGAUGAUGGAACACUUCGGGUUUGGGAUUUUGCAAGAUGUCACGAAGAAAGGGUAUUAAGAGGUCACGGGUCGGACGUUAAAUGUUGCGAUUGGCACCCACAAUUAGGAAUCAUUGCAUCCGGGACUGACAAAGAAGUCGGAGCAAUUGAUGCUGCACACGAAAGUAUUGUUUGGACUUUGGAUUGGCAUCCGUUGGGACAUAUUUUGUGCUCGGGAUCCAACGAUCACACCAAUGAAAUCGCGUGCAUACCUGGUAUGGCACCCGAAGAUAGAGUUGAAGGUUUACCACCGGUCGUCGGAGAAAACGUACCACUGUUUAAACAAGAAAGCAACGACGGAGUGAUUCCAGGUUUGGAAGAAGACGUUUUAGAUCCGGAAAGUAAGAAAAAGAAACCUGCGAAAAAACAACCUUAUGCCAAACCCAUCCCAAAGAAUUUUAUGGCUCAGUGGAAUGAAACUGGAAUGACUCCAGAGGAAGAGGAAGAAGCAUUAGAAGGUUAUGGUACGGAAUCAGUUUUGGAUCCAAUCAAUCAAUUAAUAAAUAAAUUUAUUGAACAACAACCAGGAGUUAAAAAACUGGAAGAUUUAGAACCGACAGCCGUUGUCGUUUUUGGAAAAGUUUUACCAGUUAGACCCGGUCAAAAAUUAUAUAAAAAAAUAUUCAAAGGAAGAGAAGCUUUAAACAAAUACAUAAGAUCGGGAAAAAUAAAAGAAUUGCAAGACGUGUUGCCCAUAAUGGACAGUGAUGGAGAAGGAGGUGAAUCCGAUUCUGAUUCAAGUUCAAUGGAAUUAGAUCCACCCAAUGAUGAAGAUGAAGAUGAAGACACUCAAAACAGUUUCCCUGAUAAUCCAAUGGAUUAUCUUAAAUCCGAUACGGAUUUCAGAAGGUUUAGUCGUAGCGGGCCGAUGGAACCGGAUUCAGAUUUUAGAAAUUUGGGUAGUAACGGUCCAAUGUUCGAUGAAGAUUUGAGAAAUCCACAAAAUAUGCCACCUCCUCUAAUGGGUCCCAAUUUUAGAAGUUUCGACGUGGAAGAAGAACAAUUGAGAAGGGAAAAAAUGAUGCAAGGAGAUGUUAGACAAAGAGAUCUCGAUUUAAGACAUCCAUACGGUAAUAACGAUUACAACCAGGAACCGAGACUUAAUUUUCAUCCUAGAAACAAUUACAAUAGCAGAGACAUGGAUUUUCGAAAUUACGAAGAUCGUAACAAUCGCGGACCAUUUCAAAGAAACGACAUGGAUUUCAGGAGUAGAGAUUACGAUCAGAGAAAUCGAGAUUACGAUGAUAGAUUCGACGACAGAGAAAAUUACGAUGUCGGAAGUAGCAAAGACAACAGUUUCGACGACAGACCGAGUUUCAAUAGUAGUAAUAACAUGUUUAAUCCGAAUCAAAGGUGGGACGAAGGUCCGUCGCAAGAUAACGGUAAUUGGGGUAAUAGGCCACCGCCGUUAAUGUCUGCCAACCUUUGGGAAAACAACGAUUUAGAUUUUAGAAAUUUUCCCAACAGAGGUUUUCAAGGAGGUGGAGGUGGAGGUGGUGGUGGAGGACCACCACCCAACAAUAAUUUCGGACCCAGAGUUAUGUAUUAUGAUAGGUGA
Molecule: messenger RNA, 2358 nt
Organism: Pediculus humanus corporis (human body louse)
Lineage: Eukaryota; Metazoa; Arthropoda; Insecta; Psocodea; Pediculidae
Product: WD-repeat protein, putative
Exons: 12
Coding region: 1-2358 (785 amino acids)
Cellular component (GO): mRNA cleavage and polyadenylation specificity factor complex
Molecular function (GO): protein binding
Source: RefSeq, a predicted model, not a curated record